UUAAAAAACGAAGGAAGCUUCCUUUGGAGAGUGACUCACACAACAAACAAUUGCAAAAUAUAUAUACUCUCAUGCAUUCUAGUGAAAUAUCCAUCACCAUGUUAUCUCCCACAUUUUGUUUUGUGGCUCAUUAAUGUCUUUCUCAGAUUAUAGCUUGAAACUAUGUCUGCUUAUGCGCAUCAAAUGGAGCAGCAGUACGCUGCAGCUAGUCUUUCAGAUGAUUCUGAUACAUCAUCAAGCCAUUAUGGGAUAGAAUCAGGAUUCUACAUGACAUCUCUUACAGCAACAAUAUUUUUUGCUUCACUUGUCACUCUUGGAGUUUUAUUGAUUACUUUGCUGGUUUCGUUGACGAUUAUGCUGCAAUCAUGUCAAAGUAAAAGUACUGGAGUUAUUGAACUUCUGAACAUAAAUGAUUACUACAGUUAUUGCAGCGUGCAUUCUCUGCAUGCUGAGAUCAAUAACUUAGAAGGAUAUGAUCUUCCAAAUAUAUGUAGAGAUCUGGCUAUACAUUAUAUCAAAGGAGGUUAUUAUGCCCGAGACUUGAAUAUAGUUGUGUCUAUGAUUAUUGAUUACUUCAAGAGUAUGAGACCUUCGGACAAUGGUCUGGAUGUGGUGUUGUUGGACAUAGAUGACAUUAUUCAUUCAAAUCCUUAUUCUUCCAAUUUGUAUCAUAGGUUUCAUAAUGACAGCAUUAGCAACUGUAUGAAAGAGGCAAAGAAUGUAAAGCUCAUGUUUGUUUUAAGAUUAUACAUGAACCUUCAAACUGAUGGAUGGUCUAUAAUUUUGCUAUCAAGAGAGUCUGAAAUAAACCAAAAUGUCACCAUUAAUCAUCUUGUUUCUGCAGGAUUUAGAAGUUGGUCUUCCUUGAUGAUGAGAGCAGAAGAUUCAGACUCUACCAAAGGGGAUGAGUACUUUUCUAGGCAAAGAAGUAUGAUACAGAAGAAGGGUUUCCAUAUAAAAAGUAUUAUAAGUAGCCAUUUGGAUGCGUUGAGCGCUCCAGAUACUCGAAUACGAAAUUUUCUGCUUCCAGGCCUUGUAUGUGACAAGUUUGAACAUCAAAUAGAGAGUAUAGAUACUGGACAUUAGUUUCAUGAUUUACAUCCAUCAGGAAGACAUAAUGGCUUUUACUUACUUAGGGUUCUUUUUAUUAGAAACUAGAUCUGUAUUUUGUUAUACUUAUAACAUCAACACUACAUACAAUUCAGUAUGUAAUUGAGGGAUCAGCAUAAUUCUCAAACCUGCUAGAGGUGUCUUUAGAUUUUACCAUGUUGUCACCCAUCUUUCUAAAUCGAUGUGUGAGAUACCAUGUAAUUAAAUAUUUUCUUGUUAGAAAACAAAGUUGUAUGCCAAGAA
Medicago truncatula (barrel medic) is the source of this 1353-nucleotide messenger RNA. RefSeq lists its product as uncharacterized. The record is from RefSeq and is a predicted model, not a curated record. The transcript is spliced from 5 exons. Bases 163 to 1086 code for a protein of 307 amino acids. NCBI's taxonomy places the organism in Eukaryota, Viridiplantae, Streptophyta, Magnoliopsida, Fabales, Fabaceae.